CUUUAAAAAAAAAAAACAUGCUGGGAGACCGUGGAACUUGUUACCACCCCAAAGAUUUUUCUCAUUUUAUUGUUUUUGAGUGAUUGUCCACAAAUGUGGACACCACGCCUUUUUGUUGGGUUGGUUCUUCAGUCGCUAGGUGGAGAGAGAUGAAUCCACUCAAGAUUAGCACUUACAGAAACAACACUGCAUCUUCCUGGCUUAUGCAAUUCAGUUUUCUUUGGCUGCUUAGUCAGAACUGUUGCAGAGCCAGUGCUGUUUGGAGCGCUUACAUGAACAUCUCCUAUCACGUUGGGAAUCGGGUGCUGUCAGAGUUGGGGGAAACCGGAGUGUUUGGAAUAAGCUCCACUUUGAAGAGAGUGGUGGGAGUCCUCGUGCCGCCCGAUGGGAAAACUCAAAGUGCAUGUAAGCCCAGUACCAGUUUCACCAGAUGGAGGAACUCCGAGACCUGGCUCGCACUUGUUGAACGAGGCGGGUGUACCUUCACGCAGAAAAUUAAGGUGGCCACUGAGCAUGGGGCCAGUGGAGUGAUCAUCUACAACUACCCAGGAACUGGCAAUCAGGUUUUCCCCAUGUCUCAUCAGGCAUUUGAAGACGUCAUCGUGGUGAUGAUUGGUAACCUAAAGGGCAUGGAUCUUUUGCAUUUAAUUCAGAAGGGAGUUCCCAUUACAGUCACAGUUGAGGUGGGGAGAAGACACAUCAUCCGCAUGAAUCACUAUUUUGUCUCUUUUGUGAUCGUCACAACUGCUACUUUAGCGUAUUUCAUCGUUUUUCAUGUUUGGAGACUUUGGAUAGGGAGGAUUCAGAACCGGAGAAGGCAGCGGUUAACAGCCAAUCUCAAGAAAGCCUUUGGCCAGCUCCAGCUUCGGGUUCUGAGAGAGGGGGAUGAGGAGAUCGGCCCAAAUGGAGGUAGCUGCGUAGUUUGCUUUGAUGUCUAUAAACCCAACGAUACAGUUCGUGUUCUCACCUGUAAACACUUUUUCCACAAGAAUUGCAUCGACCCCUGGAUUCUGUCCCAUGGGACAUGCCCCGUGUGCAAAUGUGACAUUCUUAAAGCGUUGGGUAUUCGGGUAGAUGUUGAAGAUGGAGUAGAAUCUUUGCAAGUUCUCAUGUCAAAUGAAUUGCCCAGUGCCCUGUCCCCUGGUGAAGAGGAGACAGAUAACGAACUUCCUCCUGUAGGAGAGUCUGACAAAGGGACCCCUUCGGAGGGGCUGCCACCUCAGAAUGACAGCCAGCCUAAGUCAGUGGUGGGAGAUGUUCGUCCUUCCCCUUGACAGCAAGACCUUUGCGGAAGUGGAUUAAACCUGUUUGUCAACUCAAGUCCUAAUACUGACAAGCAGUUUCUGUUUGAA
This is a messenger RNA of Suricata suricatta (meerkat), 1352 nucleotides long. It is a transcript of the gene RNF133, whose product is annotated as ring finger protein 133. Bases 150 to 1274 code for a protein of 374 amino acids. NCBI's taxonomy places the organism in Eukaryota, Metazoa, Chordata, Mammalia, Carnivora, Herpestidae. The transcript has a single exon. The record is from RefSeq and is a predicted model, not a curated record.